AUGGAAAACAACAAGUACUACACUGCCUGGAUCAAUGGCAUGCAAGUCCGAUACCAACACAGAGGUGUCAACCGUGAGGUCAACAUCUACCUGGAAGGCCGCCCUGAGCGUCUUCGAAUUCGUGUCUACAAGGACUUUGUCCGUGUCGAUGUGGACUACAAGGUCAACCCCGAACACUACAAGGGAGCCCUUGGAUUGCUGGGAAGCUUUGACUUGAAUGGCAAGCGUGUUGGCCGUGACGGCCAGACCAAGGUUGCCGACUUCAAUGAGUUUGGACAAGAAUGGCAGGUCCGUGACGAAGAUCCCAAGCUUUUCCACUCUUAUGAAGGUGCCGUUGUCGCUCCCAACAAGUGCAAGCUUCCUGAGCUCACCGCCAAGUCGAUGCUUCGCAAGCGCCGUCUGAUUGGUGGUCUUUCGAAGGAUGCUAUUGAAAGGGCAUGCGCUCAUGUGCCAGAGGGUGAACAUGAAGAUUGCAUCUAUGAUGUCACUGCCACUCAAGAUGUGGGUAUGGCUAGUGUUUUCUAA
Messenger RNA from Seminavis robusta, 525 nucleotides. Lineage: Eukaryota; Bacillariophyta; Bacillariophyceae; Naviculales; Naviculaceae. The record is from the annotation of a GenBank genome assembly.